Magallana angulata is the source of this 4535-nucleotide messenger RNA. Its product is annotated as kinesin-like protein KIF2A. The coding region runs from base 130 to 2163 and encodes 677 amino acids. The record is from RefSeq and is a predicted model, not a curated record. Gene Ontology annotation, biological process: microtubule-based movement. Gene Ontology annotation, molecular function: microtubule motor activity; microtubule binding; ATP binding. The transcript is spliced from 21 exons. Lineage: Eukaryota; Metazoa; Mollusca; Bivalvia; Ostreida; Ostreidae.
CAUCUGGUUUGAAAUUCGUAAACGGAUUGAUGAAUUAAUGACAUGUGAACCCGAGAAAGAGUAAAAGUUUUCGUACUUCUUUGAAAUCUUUACGAAUUAAACCAUCGGUGGUAAAUUUUUAAAGGCAUCAUGGAUUUGGGAAGCCUUAAAGUUGGUGUCAAUGUCGACAUUCAACGAACUGAUGGUCGCAUUCAUUCAGCUGUUAUUAGUGGACUAAAUCCUGAAGCAAGAAGUGUAACAGUAGAGUGGUUUGAGAAAGGAGAAACCAAGGGGAAAGAGAUUGAAGUAGAGGCCAUCUUCUCUUUGAAUCCUGACUUUGCUCCAGCACAGCCUCCUCCAAGCAACCGAGAAAUCCAGUCUUCAAAGAGUAGUAGAAUUCCUAAUGCAGGCGAUGGUCCUAAAGCUGUUCGAAAAGCACCAUCCUCUGCUAAGUCACGUCAAAGCUAUGCAGCAAAUUCCAGAUCGUCAGUAGCAAACCAGAAUGGCCAUGCUGAACCCAAGGUGGACCCCAAAGCAGCACCGGGUGCUCGAAGAAAGUCUAACUGUGUAAAAGAAGUGGAGAAAAUUCAACAGAAGCGAGACGAGAGACGAGCCAAACAUUUAGCAAUCAAGGAACAAAACGAACAGCAUUUUGACACAGCAGAUCCAAACUGGGAGUUCCAGGCCAUGAUCAAAGAAUACAGAGCCGGCCUGGAAUUUCGACCCUUGACCUCUUCCGACCCCAUUGUCAAUCAUCAAAUCUGUGUAUGUGUCAGGAAACGUCCACUAAACAAAAAAGAGCUCACAAAAAAGGAUGUUGAUGUGUUAACCAUUCCAAACAAGGAAUGUACCAUUGUACAUGAACCCAAACUUAAAGUGGACUUAACCAAGUACUUAGAAAACCAAACCUUCCGAUUCGACUAUGCAUUUGAUGAGAACUCCACAAAUGAAAUGGUUUACAGGUACACAGCUAAGCCUCUUGUAGAGUGUAUCUUUGAAGGAGGCAUGGCAACAUGUUUUGCCUAUGGCCAGACAGGAAGUGGAAAGACACACACAAUGGGAGGAGACUUCUCAUCUAAAGGCCAGCAAGACUGUGCAAAAGGAAUUUACUGCUUAGCUGCUCGAGAUGUUUUUAGACUCCUAAAUACAAAAUAUAAGAAGUUGGAGUUACAAGUUGGUGCAAGCUUUUUCGAAAUUUACAGUGGAAAGGUAUUUGAUUUGCUCAACAAAAAAAUCAAACUGCGUGUGCUAGAAGAUCACAAAGGCCAGGUGAAUGUGGUUGGACUUAAGGAAGAGCAGAUAGACAGUGCGGACGAUGUGUUACGACUCAUCCAGCACGGAAACAACGUUCGGACGUCAGGGCAGACCUCAGCCAAUCAGCACUCUUCUCGUUCACAUGCUGUGUUUCAGAUCAUCAUUCGCAGAAAGAACACGAACAAACUACAUGGAAAGUUUUCACUAAUAGAUCUUGCAGGUAAUGAGCGAGGAGCUGAUACCUCAAGUUCUGACAGACAGACAAGAAUGGAGGGAGCAGAAAUUAAUAAAAGUCUCCUAGCUCUCAAGGAGUGUAUUCGUGCUCUCAGCAGACGAGGGGAGUACCAGCCAUUCAGAGCCAGCAAGCUGACGCAGGUUCUCAGGGACUCGUUCAUCGGUGACAAUUCUCGGACUUGUAUGAUUGCGAUGGUAUCACCUGGGAUGACGUGUUGUGAGCAUACCCUGAACACGCUACGAUAUGCCGACAGAGUGAAGGAGCUUGGUCCAGGGGGACCGGUAGAAGGGAAGCCAGCAGAAAUAGCCCUGCCAAACAACAUCAACUUUGGAGCCAUGUCGCCACAGAACAGUGAUCUAGCCAAACUCAAAACCUCCAAUCAAGAUGAGAUCCCUGACGAGCUGCUGACAUUCCAUGAAGCUGUCAAUCACAUCCAGGAGAUGGAGGAGGAUAUCAUUGACGACCACAAAUCUCUCAUAGAGAAUACACAGAAAUGGCUGAUUGAAGACAAGAAACUGGCCAAGAAUUCAGAUGAAGCUGAUUAUGAUGUAGAAGCAUAUGCUAAACAGCUGGAUAACCUUUUAGCAAAGAAAAUCCAAACACUGACCAAGUUACGAGAAAAAGUAGCCAAUUUUCGAAAAGAAAUUCAAGAAGAAGAAACUUUGAGCAAAAAUAUCAAGAGCAAGAAGAAGUGAACAAACCAAACUCUCAAAAUCUGAGCUCACACAUCAAUCUAAUGAAACCACCAUCUGGAUCUGGACAAGUUCCGUUUGAUUACUCCUGAGGAGUGCCGAGUAUGCAUGCCUGCUAUCUGUGAUAUUUUUGUGUUUAUAUUUUGCUUCCUUGGAGAGAUUAGCCCACUCAUACUCUUUAUGCAGAGUGAUACCAUUGACAACAAGCUUAGACUGUGAUCACAGAAAAAAAAAUAGCCUUGUAGACCAGACUCCAUAUAGGUUUAUCGUCUCUGAACACUUCUUCCUCCCAUCUCUCUCUCUUUCUCUCGCUCUCCUUCACGUAGUUCUAAUUCUAGUCUUCUGUGGGUAUACACAUGUACAUGAUAACUAGUAUAUAACUGAUGAACUUGCCAGUUGUUGUUUGGUCAGUGUUGUGUCCAUUUUGUUGAAUGAAUUUCAUGAAUGAAAGGGUCACUUAUCCAUAUUUGUUCUUACUUCAUUGAAAUCCAGACUGAUGUAUAUCAUCUCUAUUGUAGAGCAUUUGUCGAUUUUCGUAGGGCAUUUUUAUAGAAUUAAAAAAAAAAUAAUCAAGAGGUUUAAACAGAGAGGUUCAUAGAAAACUCACUAGUCAUACAUGCAGGUUAUAUUGAAUUCAUUCAUACAUACAUGUAUUUUAAUCAGAUACGGAGAGAGAGAGUUUUGUUUUUAUUUGGCAGAUUUUCUAAAUGAAAUGCUAAUAGGUUCAUGACCCUAUAAUAUUGUUUUUCUUUGACUUAUUUUAGUUUUAUAUUGCACAUCCUACCAUGAGCAACUUUUAAUAUACAGUUCAAGUAUUUCUUUGUGUUUUUCUAGAGGCUUUAUUAAUCAGUGCCAGAAUUUAUCAUGACUCAUGCACUAAAAAGAAAGAAACAAUGAAUGGUCAGAAUACAUGUUCAUUUAACCACUGUUUCUGUAUCCUCCUCUGUUGUGGCGUGUGAUUUUUGUCGGCAAGCAAUCUUGUAAAACUAACCAGACAGAAAAACUAACUUUGGAUUUAUUUUGUGUUUUAAAAUAAAAAGUUCAUGGUUUUAAUACAUGUGCAAUAAUAAAAAUGUAUAAUUUUUUUUCCUGCUCCUGUCCUUUUAAUGUAUUAAACCAUAACAUUUUGUUGCAUGGAGAAUGAGGCUGUAUGAAUAUUCAUGGAUGCAAAUUUGGUUGUGUUUUCUGUUGUUUUCUUUAAUGUGAUUAAUUAGCAUCCCAUCUCACUCAUCCUUCACAGAGGCUUUGUUGAUAUUGUUUUGUGCAGAGACAUCAUUUUUGUAAUCGAGUACAAACAGGAGCUGUUUAUUUUAUUCUGAAAAAAAAAACCCAAUAUUUUUCACGUUUUUGUUUGUCUGUAAAUAUGUACAUUUAUUUAAAAACUAUGAGCUGUUCAUUUAUGUUAUAUAUUCUUCCAUAUGUAUAUAAUUCACUUGUAUUGUAAAUGAAGUGUACUUUUUCAUGACAAUGUCCAUGUUAUUACAUGUUCUAAUUAUUAAAGGUAAUGAAUAUGUAUUUAAUGAAUAUUUAUGGCUUAAAGAGUUGUAUUAUUUUGAAUACAAAAAAACCCCUCAGUUGUUUUAAUAUUGUAUAUUCAGCAUUAUAAUUUGUUAACAUGGUAGUUAUAGAAGAGGUUAGUGGGGUGUUAAUCCUUUUGAUAUAAAACUUUGGCUGUGUACCCACUGUUUAUUUAUAUUUUCAUAACAAAUAGGAGUAGGAAAAAAUAUUUAAUUAUAGUAUAUAAACCUUCAUGUGAUAAGAAAAAAUAGAUAUUUCUUUUUCUAACAAUAGAUUUUGUUACUUUUAGAUAGAGGGUUUGUAAUUGUUUUUUUUUUUUCCUUUUUAAUUUUGUGAAAUCUUUCAAAAUGAUUUUCAUGUAUUAUGCUACAUAGAGAACAUGAUAUCGAAAAGAGGUUCAUUCAUGUAACAUUCCAGUACAUUUACAGAAUUUAGAAAUGGUAAGAACACGAACAUGUAGUUGUUCAAGGUUUUCCUUUUCCCUUAAAACUGCUGAGUUGUCUCAUCUUUUUAUUUUUGUAUGGUAAUUUAUUUUAUUGAUCAAGAAAUCUGGUUCCUUCCUUUUCUCAGACUUAUGGAAUAAUGUAAACAAUUUUAAUAUACAAAUUCUGCUUUGUAUAAUUACCACCACACAAAAGUAUUUGAUAUUGUGCAUACAGCAUCUUUGUUUUGUUAGAAGAAAAAGUGAUGCAUGACAGAUAAGAGAGUAUUAUUUAGGUGUGCAAAUAGUUCUCGUACUUGACACUGUAAUUGAAAGAUGAGUUGAAGAGCUUGUUGAGUUUCUUAUUCAACUCUAGAAUCUUUGACUGCUUUGAAAACUUAAGGUCACAUUAAUGAAUAAAGAUAUGAAACAAGAA